GGUGAAGUGGUGUGAUCUAAGCAGACUGUCAUCAUAUAGGAAGUAGAGGGGUUUGUUAGAAGGACUGUAGUUAUAGAGAAAGUCACUUGUCUGUGGGGACAGAAUGGAGCACACCUUGUUCUGUUUGCUACUAUUGCUGAGUACACACAUCUACUCUGGACACUCUGAAGACGAUGAUGGACGGGCAAUGGCUGUUCUGACCAAACACCCCAAAUCCUCCCAGAUAUUCAGUGGAGAAUCUGUCACUCUCAGAUGUAACAUACAGAGGGGAAAAGUCACUGACUGGAAAUACACAUGGAGCAAGGAUGGUGUGGACUUCCUUAGUAGGGAGCAUAAAUAUGAGAUCAGUGAUGUUAAGAUUUCAAACAGUGGUGACUACUGGUGUCUGGGUACACAUAUUGGUAAUGGGACGCAUUCUAGGUGGAGUGAUGCAGUCAGACUGACAGUGACAGCUCUGCCUACAGCCUCAGUGAAGAUGGUCACUACCCAGGAGACACUGCAUUCUGGAGACACAGUCAAGCUGCAGUGUGACAUAUCAAAAUACACAGACUGGACGUACCACUGGUUAAUAAAUAAAGAACGGCUUUCUAGUCAGACCAGUAAAACCACCACUAUCUUGCUCUCUUAUCAGGGUGGUCAGUACCAGUGUCAGGGUACAAGGACAAGACGGCCCCAACAUUCAUAUUUCAGCUCAUCUCUCAACAUUAGCGUCACUAGUGUAACUCCUGGACCCUCUACAUCAGUCCUAGUAGGAGUGGUUGUGGGCCUGGUUGUUGCUGGUGUUCUACUGGCCAUUCUCCUGGUACUGCUGUGUCGAUGUAAAAAAGCCCAAGAUUCCUGUUGCAACAGAAUAUUCUCGCCCCACCAGCUCCAGAGGACCAACCUGGACCCCCAACAGGACCAAGGAUCUACCCAGGGCCAGGCUGCUGAUGCUGGGUAUACACAUCUGCAGCAUGGUGGCGCUAACAUCUAUGAUACAAUCACACCCUCAAACAGUAAUGACAAUGAAAUGCCAGCUGAUCCAAAAGAAAAUCCAGUCUAUUCUGAGAUCAAGGCAUGGAAGACCACAGCAGCAACUGGACCUGUUGAUGUGACCUAUGCUGAGGUUGACCUUAAACAGAAGGCCAAAGCCAAGAAGAAGAAAGAAACAGCAACCCCACCUGAGGCAGAUUCAGUCUAUUAUCAAUUGAAGCCAGGUACAGCCCCAGGUACAUGAGGGGGUCAGGGAUGGAGGGAUGGAGAGGAUGAAAGGAUGGCAGGUUGGAGGGAUGGAAGGACACACACAGAGGAGGAGCAGAAGGAAACCGGAACAGGAUUUUGCGCUCUCAACACACACACACACACCUUGUACAUUAAGGAGUUCUUACUUAUUUUAUUUACCAACAGCACCACAUUCAAAUAAAUUCCUAUAAAAAUCAAACUUAUAUGAAAUCACACAUGUAAGAUACCAAAUUAAAGCUACACGUGUUGUGAAUCCAGGCAACAUGUCAGAUUUCAAAAAGUAUUUUCAGCAAAAGCAAACGAUGCUAUUAUCUGUGCACUGAUAAUAAACAAAAGAGAGAGAACAUUUCAACCCUGCAGGCGAGACACAAAACGCAGAAAUCAAAAUAUAAAUCAUGCCUUAUCUUUGACGAGCUUCUUCUGUUGGCACUCCAAUAUGUCCCAUAAACAUCACAAAUGGUCUUUUUGUUCGAUCCUUAAAAAUACUGGUUCCAACUUGUGCAACGUGACGACAAAAUAUCUCAAAAGUUACCUGUAAACUUUGACAAAACAUUUCAAACUACUUUUGUAAAACAACUUUAGGUAUUUUUAAAGUAAAUAAUCGAUAUAAUUGAAGACUGGAUGAUCUGUGUUCAAUACAGGCAGACAAACUCAAGCAUGCUUUCUGGUCUUGCGCCUCUGUCAAACAGUAGACAUGACGUGACACUUGUUCAAGAUGGCCGUACUUCUUCAUUACACAAAGGAAUAACCUCAACCAAUUUCAAUCAUCAUUUCAAUCAUUGAAAAGAGGGUGACCUAAAAUAAAAAUCGUAUUUGGUUUGUCCUCGGGGUUUCGCCUGCUACAUAAGUUCUAUUAUACUCACAGACAUGAUUCAAACAGUUUUAGAAACUUUAGAGUGUUUUCUAUCCAAAUCUACUAAUACUUUGCAUAUCUUAUCAUCUGGGGAUGAGUAGCAGGCAGUUGACAUUGGACAUGCUUUUCAUCCAAAAUGUCAAAUGUCGCCCACUAUACUAGAGAAGUUUAAGCAUGGUUUAAUUGUGUUUCACUGUAACAGCUUUUUUAAAAAUGUAUAUAUGGAGUAAUGGUGAUGGAUCUUAUCUACAGCUACAGCAAUUGAAUCUGCUUUUUAUUGUGUAGAAGUCAGGUGCAGGAGAGCGGAGAGUUGUGAUCAGGCUGUAAUGGCUGUCUUGGGUGGAAGAAGGAGAGGACCAAAGUGCAGCGUGGUUAAUGUUCCUCUUUUUAAUAAACAACUGAACACUUCAAAAAUACAAAACAACAAAGUGACAACCGAAACAGUUCUAUCUGGUGCAAACACACAAGGACUGGAAAUAACCACCCACAAAACACAAAGGAAAACAGGCUACCUAAAUAUGGAUCUCAAUCAGGGACAACGAUAGACAACAAGCCUCUGAUUGAGAACCAUAUCAGGCCAAACACAGGAAUAGAAAAUAUAGAAAAACUAACAUAGACUGCCCACCCCAACAAGACAAAACAAAGGAAUAAAAGUCAGAACGUGACACAGGCGUACAUUUGAAUAGGCAGAAGUAACAACAGACGGACGCAACUGCAUCCAACAACCUCCAGCCAAAUGGCAAAUAGUGCAAAGCGCGACAGUCACAAUAAUGCAACAGUUAAACAAUCAACACGGAACCCGGGGAAGAACCAGCCUGGCGCGUAACAUGAAACAUGUAACAAAACAAUUCCACACAAAGACAUGGGGGAAACAGAGGGAAUAUAUAUGUAGUGUGAUUAGGGAAUGUAAACCAGGUGUGUGGUGAAACAAGACAAAACAAAUGGAAGAAUGACAAGUGGAGCGGCCAAAUGUCGCCGAACAAGGAGAGGAGCCGACUUCGGCAGAAGUCGUGACACCUGUACUUUAACAAUAUAUUUGCAUUGUGCUUUUUUAAUAAACUAUAUUUUAUCCA
This is a messenger RNA of Oncorhynchus keta (chum salmon), 3147 nucleotides long. RefSeq names its product low affinity immunoglobulin gamma Fc region receptor III-A-like. The transcript is spliced from 12 exons. The record is from RefSeq and is a predicted model, not a curated record. Lineage: Eukaryota; Metazoa; Chordata; Actinopteri; Salmoniformes; Salmonidae. Bases 104 to 1216 code for a protein of 370 amino acids. Gene Ontology annotation, biological process: cell surface receptor signaling pathway. Gene Ontology annotation, molecular function: transmembrane signaling receptor activity.